CAAGACGCGGAAAUGUCCCUAGAUCCGGACGCCUCAGGCAUCUAGUGAUAUCAUCCCGCAACCAUCGUCAUCGUCAGCUCCAUCUCACGACCAACACCAGCAGCCCAAGGACAUUUUUCUGUUCAGUCGCAGCAUUCACAGAUACACAAAUACACCAAAUACUAUUUUCAAGCUAUAGACCAUUUAUAUUUUCUCUAAAGACGCCAUGAAAUAAGAAAAAUAAUACGAAAUGCAACAAGUCACCUCCCUCUUCAAAGGCAAACAGGCCCAACAGCCCGCCACGAACCGUCGCAAAUCGCACGAUCCCGUUCUGACGACUGAGGACGAGGCAUUCUUGCGAAAUGUUACCUCUGAGGAGUUGCAGAGUGGCCUAGGGGCUGGAGCGCCAACAGAGGCUGGUACUGGUGCUGGGGAACAGCCGCCGGCUUCUGGUUCCACAGAGGUACAUCCUCCGGGCCCGAUCUCGCCGGUUGAGGAAUUUGGAAGAGAGCUUGGAGAACAGGAGCGGAGAAAGUCGCUUGUUGAGGCUGGUGGUACUGCUACUACUGCAGAGCCUGAGACGAAUGGGAAGACGAAGCGGGUCGCGAGUCCGGAGAAGAAGAAGAGGCCUUGGAGUUUUAUUUGGAAGAAGGGGGAUAAGAAGUCACCAGAGACAGAAACAGCCCCGGCCCCAGAGUCCUCGUCACCCCCCAAAGAUACCAUCACAGACGACAAAGAAAUCAAGCAAGAAAACGAAGACAUGACUGAGAUCCUCGACCGCCUAAACCUCGCCGCAGACAACAACAAAGUCUUCUCAAUCAGCGACGAAACCCAAGAACUCCUCCGCAAGUUCAAGCUCAUCUUCAAGGACCUCAUCAACGGCGUCCCCACAGCCUACCACGACCUCGAAAUGCUCCUCACAAACGGCAACCGCCAGCUCCAGGAUACAUAUUCGAACCUACCAAGCUUCCUGCAGAAACUCAUCGAAAAGCUUCCCGAGCGAUGGACGGAGACGUUGGCGCCCGAGAUGCUCGCUGUUGCUGCGGAGCGGGCGAGUCAGAGCGGGAUGAAUGUUGAAAAUAUUGGCAAGGCGGCCGCUGCUGCGAAUAAGAUGGGGAUUCAGAUACCUAGUUUGAAGGAGCUGGUUGGGAAGCCGGCCGCCAUUGUGGGGAUGCUCCGGUCUAUCAUGGCGUUCCUUAGGGCUCGGUUCCCGGCUGUGCUGGGGAUGAAUGUUCUUUGGUCGUUGGCGCUGUUUAUUUUGCUAUUCGUCCUCUGGUACUGCCACAAGCGUGGCCGCGAAGUCCGUCUCGAGAAUGAGCGUCUUGUCACUGAAGAGGAAAUCGAAAAGAUGAACCAGGAGACCUCUGACGGCACGGUGCCUCAGAUCCGCAGUACGGAGACACUCACAACCACUGCCGCGCAGGGCGCCUCAAUUGAAGAAGUUCGACAGGGGAUUAAGGAUGCGCAAAAAUCGCGGGAAGAGAAAACACUACCAUCUGCUUCCGCUUCCGUUUCCGCUGCAGCAGAGGGUGAGAACAAGAACCCCGAAGAAGAUAAGCCCAGCGGAAUCGAGAACGAGCCUCUCAGAAACGAACCCAUCAAGCCAACGAGGUCGAAAUCGAUUUUGUCGAUUUUCGGAAGAAGGGAUAGUGCCGCUUCGACGCCUUCUACCAGCAAGGUUGCGCCUUAUCCCGGGACAUGACUGAUGAUGGAUGAAAUCUAUGAGAAAUGUUGAAUGCUUCUAUGAUGCUUGCUUACCUAGGUAAUGAUGCGUUACGGCUGGCUUUAUGGCUAGGCCUAUGACCUACGGUUUAUGAUUUGAUACCAUUGAGGGAUUUGGUUUACUUACUUCAAUAAUAGCUGCAAUAUACGUGC
Molecule: messenger RNA, 1854 nt
Organism: Aspergillus calidoustus
Lineage: Eukaryota; Fungi; Ascomycota; Eurotiomycetes; Eurotiales; Aspergillaceae
Source: the annotation of a GenBank genome assembly